Corythoichthys intestinalis (scribbled pipefish) is the source of this 2501-nucleotide messenger RNA. It is a transcript of the gene fosl1a, whose product is annotated as FOS like 1, AP-1 transcription factor subunit a. The record is from RefSeq and is a predicted model, not a curated record. Gene Ontology annotation, cellular component: nucleus. Lineage: Eukaryota; Metazoa; Chordata; Actinopteri; Syngnathiformes; Syngnathidae. The transcript has 4 exons. Gene Ontology annotation, molecular function: RNA polymerase II cis-regulatory region sequence-specific DNA binding; DNA-binding transcription factor activity, RNA polymerase II-specific. Gene Ontology annotation, biological process: regulation of transcription by RNA polymerase II. Bases 282 to 1217 code for a protein of 311 amino acids.
UCGCUUCAAGAGUUUACAACGGCGUACUCGUCGCUUCACUAUGAUUUCAAGGUGAGUGACUCAUCAGCGCGUGACACGAGCAGAGUGCUCUCGUCAAGUUUAAGGACGAGCGGAGCAAAAAAAAGACGACAUUUACUUCUUGGCCACCCCUCCGAUCGGUCGCCGCUUGGACUCGACCGAUUUGCCGCCAUUGACUGAGGCACUUUGAGCUUCAAAAAGGGGAUCUUUUUCAAUUUAGGACAAACACUUGGACAUUUAAUCGACUUGUUUCGACAAAUAGCAUGUACCGAGGUCACGGGAGAGGCAGUGCGUCGUUCGCGGGGGCUUCUGCUUCCAACGCGGCUUCCCUGGAAAGCUCCGGGACUUCCAUCACACAAGAGCAGCUGAGCGGCGCCGACCGGUUCGUCCCGAGCCUCAACGCCAUCGCCGCUAACCGAGACCUCCAGUGGCUGGUCCAGCCCGCCUUGGUGCAGCAGCAGGGCGCGUCUCGCUCCCCGGCGCCGCCGUACCCCUCUCUCUCCGGGACGCGUCCUGGGGCUCCGCCCCCUCACGACGUCAGAAUGGGGGUCAUCAGAGCGGGCGCCGCCCCGACGCGGCGCAGGAACGAGGAGCACUUGUCCUUGGAGGAGCUGGAGAGACGGCGAAUAAGGAGAGAGCGCAAUAAACUGGCGGCGGCCAAAUGUCGCAAUCGUCGGCGGGAGCUGACGGACACGCUGCAAAACGAGACGGAGCAGCUGGAGGACGAAAAGAGCCGCUUACAAAACGAGAUCGCCGAGUUGCAAAAGCAGAAAGAGAAGCUGGAGCUGGUCUUGGAGGCGCACCGUCCCAUCUGCAAAAUCCAAGACUCCUCCGACUCCGAUGGCGACGCGGGCGCCGGGCUCUCGUCCUCGGCGCUCGUCAAGACUGAGCCCGAGGAGUACGCCGCUCCCGGGCCGGCCCCCGCCAAAACCCAAAAGGUUAAACCCAAGAUCAGCCUCCCCGCCAAGAGCGCGUCGUCGUCGUCGGGCCAGGAGUCCGAGUCCUUGCACACCCCCGUCCUAGCGUCCACUCCGUCCCUCACCCCCUUGGCGGCCAGCAUGAUUUUCACCUACCCCUCGGCUCCCGCCGACGUCCCCCAGCAGGCCCCGCAACCUUGCGGGGCGGCGCACCGGCGCAGCAGCAGCAGCGGCGACCAAUCCGAUCACUCCUUGCACUCGCCCACCAUCCUCACGCUUUGAUCGGACGAUUGACGGCAUUUCCGUCAUUUCAAUUUUUGGAUUGUUCUUUUGCAGGGGAUUUUUUUCCCUUUCCCCCAUUAAUUUUGGGGAUCCGGGCAAUAGAUAUUCGUGGAACGUUAUGCGCCGCGAGACGAUCGGGACGGCCAUUUUGGGUCCGUUCCGUUCGCUAAACAUAACAUUAUCAAUGGAGUGUGUACUUUGAAAUAGCUAUCUGUUCCUCACUUUUCGUAAACAUCAGAAAUGAGGGAUGUCCCCGAUCAGAUCGCUCGAUCGAUCGGACAUUGGGCCCGAUCGCGUCGCGUCAAUAGAGGGUAACAAAAUAUAAUCAAUAAGAAUAACAUACUACAUAUGCAAUUGGCCACACGGCUGGAAAGAGCAGAAGUAGGACCCUAUCAGAGAUGCAGUUAUUUAAGCGAACUUGAAAAUACACUAAUGACUUUUUUUCCCCCGACAUUCAGCCUGAAUCUUAAUUACGUGAAUAUGUUUUGUCCUUUGAAAAUGUCUCUCGAUUUUUUGUGGAGAAAACCAUGCAAUCGCCGACAAAAGAGCAGUGAAUAAGUUAACCGCCUCAAUCCCGUUCUAUACAUGUAAUAUCUAUGGUCCGGGUAGGAAUUGGACUACCCCUAAAUGGCCAAAAAAAUGGACAAGUUCUCUGGUUCUGGAAAAAAAAACAAAUAUUUCUUUUAUAUUUUUACAACUUUGAUGCCCUUCCUUUGAAAAAAAUAUUCAAUUAAAAAAGAACUAUUUUAACAAAUUGUAAGGUAUCAGAACAUUUUAUGAUGGUCAAGUUAAACUUGCCAAAGUUACAUUUGAAAAAGUAACUUUUAUCACUCUUUUGCUUUAGACAUCUAAAAAAAUGGGAUCAUAUUCAUGGAAAAAAAAAAAACCUACUUUAUGAUGUGAUGAUGUCACCAUCAGUGCUUUUUGGUUAUAGUUGUAUUCCUGCAUGCAUUUUUUUAUAAAUGUAAUCAUUUAUCAAAUAUGCUUUUUUUUAUUCCACGAGUGGCACGAUCGGAAUCGGCGUAUACGCUUCCGGCCUUACAGAGAUGAUAUUUUUUCAUAUUUGGGACCUGGCGAUUGUGUUGCAUGCAGAAUUCUAUAUUUUUCACGUCCCUUUGCAUAGAAGGGAACGUUCCGCUGUAUUGACCACUAAGGCUGGCCCGUAGAAGUUGAUUGCAAGCAUAUUUAUUUGUGAGAGAGGCUAAUAUAUAUUUUUGAUAAUGGCUAUAUGGGCAGUGCCUUACCUUUUGCAGAUUUGGAGAAAAUAAAGAGAUUUAGAAACUG